This is a messenger RNA of Coniosporium apollinis CBS 100218, 3567 nucleotides long. RefSeq lists its product as uncharacterized. The coding region runs from base 1 to 3567 and encodes 1188 amino acids. Gene Ontology annotation, cellular component: nucleus; spindle microtubule. NCBI's taxonomy places the organism in Eukaryota, Fungi, Ascomycota, Dothideomycetes. The transcript has 3 exons. The record is from RefSeq and is a predicted model, not a curated record. Gene Ontology annotation, molecular function: ATP binding; plus-end-directed microtubule motor activity; microtubule binding. Gene Ontology annotation, biological process: microtubule-based movement; mitotic spindle assembly.
AUGGCGCGGAACGCGCGCUCUCAGUCCGCAACGCCCUCCACCAACGGCCGCGCCUCGCCCGCAGAAUCCGUGACAUCGACCGGCACGUCGCGCGCGCGCUCUCCAGCGUCGUCGCAGUAUGGCGGGACUAAGCGCAAAGAAAGAGACUUCGAAGUAGAGGGCGGUGAAGAGACGAACAUCAAUGUUGUUGUACGGUGUAGAGGGCGCAGUGAUCGCGAAGUGCGCGAGAACAGCGGCGUGGUCGUCUCCACUGAGGGCACCAAGGGGAAGAGUGUUGAGCUCUCGAUGGGACCGAGCGCGCUCAGCAACAAAACGUACCACUUCGACAAGGUCUUUUCGCCGGCUGCAGAUCAAGGGAUGAUAUUUGACGGAGUGGUUGCGCCGAUACUCGACGAGGUGUUUGCGGGCUUCAACUGCACCAUCUUCGCGUAUGGCCAGACGGGCACGGGCAAGACGUACACAAUGUCCGGCGAUAUCUCAUCCGUCCUCCCUCUACCUGACGCUGCAGGUAUAAUACCGCGCGUCCUACACUCCUUGUUCGAAAAACUCGGCGAUGAAGAGUCAGAGAACUCAGUCAAAUGCUCCUUCAUCGAGCUUUACAACGAAGAGCUGCGAGAUUUGCUGUCUCAAGAUGACAACGUUAAGCUCAAGAUUUUCGACGACAGUACCAAGAAGGGCGGCAGCUCGACGCUCGUGCAAGGGAUGGAGGAGUCUCAUAUCAAAUCGGCGUCAAAGGGUAUCCAGCUUCUUCGCGAAGGCAGUCACAAGCGACAGGUUGCAGCCACCAAAUGCAACGACCUGAGUUCCCGAAGUCAUACAGUUUUCACUAUCACUGUGUACCUCAAGCGAACCUCUGAUACCGGAGAGGACUUUGUGAGCGCCGGCAAGCUCAACUUAGUCGAUCUAGCGGGUAGCGAGAACAUUCAACGCAGUGGAGCGGAAAACAAACGCGCUGCGGAAGCUGGUCUGAUCAACAAGAGCUUACUGACCCUUGGACGAGUUAUCAAUGCCCUCGUCGAUAAGAGCUCGCACAUCCCAUACAGGGAAUCAAAAUUGACGCGGCUGUUGCAAGAUUCUCUCGGUGGCCGGACGAAAACCUGCAUCAUUGCUACGCUAUCACCAGCCAAGUCCAAUCUGGAAGAGACCAUCUCAACUCUGGACUAUGCCUUCCGAGCAAAGAACAUUCGUAAUAAGCCGCAGGUCAACCAGAUGGUCUCCAAAAAGACGCUGCUCAAGGAGUUUACUGCCGAGAUUGAAAAGCUGAAGAGCGAGUUGAUUGCUACGAGACAGCGAAAUGGAGUGUAUCUGACAGCGGAAUCGUACGAAGAGAUUACAACCCAGAGCGAGUCAAGAAGGAUCUUAAGCGAGGAACAGCGCGACAAGAUAGAAACCAUGGAGACCAAUCUGCGGAACAAGGUUCAGGAGCUGUUCUCGCUCACCAGUAACUUCAACGUUCUCAAGAAAGACAAUGAAGCGACGAAGAUGGUGCUUGAUGGGACGAAGAGCUUGCUGGAGAAGACCGAAGUGGUACUCUCACACACGCGGCAGAGUUUGUCCGAGGAAACCACGCUGCGAAAAGCGCACGAGCACACAGAAGAUAAGCUCACAUCCAUCGGUCAGGAUCUCAUCUCCAGUCUAGGCAGGACAACAACAGAUAUCGACGGCCUACACUCCAAGAUUCGGCGGAAAUCAGAUAUGCAAUCUGUCAAUCGAGGACGGUGGAGUUCUUCCCAGGCACAGGUCUCCGAUACUACUCUCCUGGUCGAAGACCGGAUUCAGAUGCUCCAGUCGCAGCAGGAACAUCUUAUGACAAGUCUCGCCUCACGAAUGCAGAGCUUCGUUCAAGAUGAGCUACAGAAGCUUCACGCUUCACAGUCGUUCUUGCAGGAUAAGGUUCAGGCUUUUCAGAAAUCCGAGACGGAGGUGAACGAGCAAACUGCACAAGCACGAGACGAUAUGAAUGAGGUUUUAGAGGAGAUCAAGACUCUGCGGCAAGACGUGAAGGAGAAAGUUGGGGCUGGGCUGAAUGAUCUCUCGGGCGCCGCUCAGAGGAUCUCUGCUAGUAUCAUGACAGAGCUAGACGCUUUCCAGACACAGAUUCAUUCCUCUUACGCUUCACUUGGACGAGACUUUAAGAGCACCUUUGAUGAUCUAGUCAAAAGACUAAACCAACAGCAAGACGAGGCGAAUUCACUCCGGCAGCAGAUACUUAUAGCAAACCAGGAGCUCGUUGCCGCGAAUCAGCGAACGCAAGAUCAUCUAAUCGGGUUCAUGGCACACGAAAAAGAGUCUGCCGAGAAGGAGCGUCAAACCUUGCUCACACAGAUCACCACACUCAUCAAAGCAGCUGUAGAUGGUCAAGAGAGCAGGAUAGACGGCCAGCUUCGCGCGCUUGGUGGAAGCAUAGGGUCAGCCAAUGUGGAUCACGCGAAGGCUCAGGAGACUUACUGCCAGGGGAUGAACGACUGGACCAACAAAUCCAAGGACAUCGUCGGCGGCAUCCUGAAGUCUCGAGAUAACGUGAAAACCAAGAUCAAGGCGGACUUUGCAUCUGCCAACAACCACACCACCUCCCUCCGCCAGAACACUACCUCCGUGCACGACAACACCGUCCGCAUCGUAGCCGACCAAAUGUCGCACAUGGACACGCAGCUCCAGUCUCUCGACCAUAUCGUGGCUCGGGUCCGCGCCCAGAACGAUGCUCACCACGCCGCUCAUGUCUCCUCCCUCUCCUCCCUCUCCUCCGCCGUGCAAACCUCCUAUACAGGCGUGGGCGACCACUUCACGACCUCCUUCUCCCGCAUCCAGGACCUAGGCACCGACAUGGAAGCCCGUACAGGCCAGCUCCACUCCACUCUUCCCGCCCUAUCCGCCGACGCAGACAUCCGGCAACCCCUCCGCAGUCUCCGCGAAGACAUCGCUCACCAAGCUCUCAUGGAGUACCAGCCCACAGGCGAGACGCCCCAGCGGACCCAAUACGCCUUUCCUCUGUCCCUGCCGCGAACGGAAAGCCACGAUGUCCUGAUCUCCCGCCUCCGCGGGCGCUCGAAUUCUGCUACAGAGCCAUCCCGCAGUCCCACCAAAGGCACCGUCUUCACCGACGCCCGAUCUGCCGUUGCUGCAGACGAGGACGAGGACGAGGACGAGGACGAGGACGCCGUAUCCCUCCUUCCCGCCCCACCAAACCAAUCGCGCCCCCAGAGCUCCUCCGCCAGCCAAGCAUCCGUCCCAAACAGCCUCCGCGAACUCGACGUCAACGCUCUCCCAACCGCCGCCGCCGCCGCCGCCGCCGCCGCCGCGACAACCCAAAGCUCCCCCACCGCUUCCGCGCCCAAGACGCCCGUCGCAGCCGCCAUCGCGCCACCGCUCCUCAAACGCGGGACCACGGUUCCCGGACCGGAGAAGGAGAGCAGGCUGCCGACGAAGAAGGCGGGCAGGAUGACUGUCGCGGGGAUUGGAGGCGUGGAUAGGGAGAAUUUGCCGCUUGGGGGCGAGUUGGGGAAGUCGGUGGGGCCGGGGGCGGGGCUGGGGGUUGGGAGGAGGCUGAGGAGUCAGGGGGGAACGUAG